AACAAUAUUCAUGUAAUGAAAAUAAUGAGUGAUAAUGAUUUCAUUGACAUUCCAGUUUUAAUUGUGUCUGAUAUCAAGACAUUUUAGUUAAGUGUUGAAGAGGAUUGUUCAGUUAUGAUGAUAUUGUGCUGAUACCUUGUAUGAGGACACCAUUGGAAUGUCCUCCACUACGCAACCGACCCUCGAGCCUCAAAAUGAGACCAGUUUUUUGGCAAACCACAGUAUUUUUUUUGAUAUGGCUGUGCAAUGACGCUGUGUCAAAAAGAAACCACACGCUCAAGCCACGGGUCGUUCUUCCGGAGAACUAUGUCAAAGAAGUGCGACCUCCUGCUCGAAAAGGACAACCUGUGACAGUAGAAUUCAGCAUAUACGUAGUGGACGUCAACUCUAUCAACGUGGAAGACAUGGAUUUUAGAGUGGACAUGUUCAUAAGACAGACUUGGAUCGAGAGCCGACUGCAACUGCCAGAAGAUAUUUUUGAAGAGGGCGACGAUCAUGUGACCCUGCCGCCGGAGUUCUUUGACAAUCUUUGGCAUCCCGACCCGUACUUCCUCAAUUCUAAAGUCACAGGAGGAGCUAUAUACUACCGUCAUCAGUCGGCUGAAAUAGCAGAGUUAACGCACAAGUUCUCGUCCGUCACUCUCUAUCGGAAUCAGACAGUGCGCUAUGCGGCACGGAUGCAUGCCAUCAUCGCUUGCCAAAUGGAAUUUCAACUCUACCCCAUGGACAUACAGUCCUGUCCGAUUUACAUCGAAAGCUUUUCGUACAGUAACCAGAAGGUGAGGUUCCGUUGGAGCGAGGCCGGAGUCACCAUAAACCCGGAGUUGAAGCUGCUGCAGUACCAUAUCGGGGAGCCUCUGAGGCUUGAGGAGACCAAUGGAUACAUGAUUGACAAGGACGGUAACUACUCAAGACUAGUAGUAUACUUCAGAUUUGAGCGACAAAUCGGUCACCAUCUCAUCCAGACGUUUGCUCCAUCGUCCCUAGUGGUCAUGCUGUCGUGGUUCAGUUUCUGGCUGGACUUGGACGCCAUUCCUGGCCGGGUGACCUUGCUGGUUACGUGCAUGUUGACUCUGGUUACCAUGUUUACUGGCCUCCGAGCUGAUAUACCGCCUGUUGCUUAUGUGAAGGCCUUGGACUUAUGGAUGGCUGGGUGCAUGAUGUUCGUGUUCGCAGCCCUGGGAGAGUUCGUCGUGGUUAAGGUGCUGGAUAAACAGUAUCAAAUGAACAAGAAUAAAGCGCAAGAAUCGUUGCCUAGAAUCAUACCCGUGCGUCUCAACGGCGAUAAGGGCUCGUGUGGCACGGUGGCAGCCUGGGAGGGUAGCGGCGUCAGGUGCCGCAAGGUGGACGUCAUGUCGCCUACGUCCCCGGCGGCGGCGACACCCGCGGUGCACCCCGCGCCCGCUGCGACCCCCCACCUCAUAGGGGUUGAGCGCCGUCAGAGCAUACUUCAAGUAGCUUGGCUGGACGCGGACACGGGCCAGGAGCGUGUGCUGUGGAGGGAGAUCGACAAACUCUCUCGGGUUGUGUUUCCCGCGCUGUUCCUUCUCUUCGUGACCAUGUACUGGCCGGUCCUUCUACUGAAGACCAAGACGUCUUCAUAACACAUAUAUGGAGCAUCUCAUUAAGUCGUCAGCUGAAA
Molecule: messenger RNA, 1642 nt
Organism: Cydia amplana
Lineage: Eukaryota; Metazoa; Arthropoda; Insecta; Lepidoptera; Tortricidae
Gene: alka
Product: glycine receptor subunit alpha-1
Exons: 12
Coding region: 141-1604 (487 amino acids)
Biological process (GO): signal transduction; regulation of membrane potential; chloride transmembrane transport
Cellular component (GO): neuron projection; plasma membrane; synapse
Molecular function (GO): transmitter-gated monoatomic ion channel activity involved in regulation of postsynaptic membrane potential; excitatory extracellular ligand-gated monoatomic ion channel activity; transmembrane signaling receptor activity
Source: RefSeq, a predicted model, not a curated record